AUGGCAACCACGAAGUCCACCAUCCGACAGACCAUGAAAGCGGAGUGGGAACGAUCCUGGGAAACCGCCAAACACGGCCGAGAACUCUUCAAACUGGGGGUUCGACCGGGAAAAGGAACGCUCACCACACAUGUGGGCACACAUCGGGCGAUCAGCUCGACCAUCACCCAGAUGCGAACCGGCAAGGUCGCCCUUCGCGCCUACCUCCACACCAUCAACAAGGCCGACACCAACCAAUGCCAAUGCGGCUAUGGACGCCAAACCGUGAGGCACAUCCUCCUCGAAUGCCGGAAUUGGUGCGAGGAGCGACAACGAAUGUGGGCAGGCAAACCUCCACGCAUGGAUAUCAAGCAAGUUCUCUGUAGCUCGUCAAUCGCCGUCCGUGCAGCCAAGAUGAUGUUGAGGACGGGACUUUUGGAGCAGUUCCGAGCAGUUCCGUCCACGGUCCUCCAAUACACAUAG
Molecule: messenger RNA, 462 nt
Organism: Exophiala oligosperma
Lineage: Eukaryota; Fungi; Ascomycota; Eurotiomycetes; Chaetothyriales; Herpotrichiellaceae
Exons: 1
Coding region: 1-462 (153 amino acids)
Source: RefSeq, a predicted model, not a curated record